UAUUUUCAGAAAAACUCAUUCAAAGGGAUUAAAUGAACUUAGAGUGGUGAUUUUAGUGAUAAUAAUUCUGUAAACACAUACUCGUUACGGUCACGAAUUAUAUUUUGUUAAACAUACAACCUGACCCUGACCUGCAAAUUCCAAAAAAACGUAAGAAAAUUUGAAUUUCGCGGGCCACCCUGGCGCAUUCACCUUAAAUGAGAUAUCAAUGUACGCAGUAUAGUGUUUUUUAACUCCCGACGAAAACAGAGCGGUGUUAUAAGUUUGUUGUGUAUCUGUCUGUCGCAUCAUAGCUCCUGAACGGAUGAACCGAUUUUUAUUAGGUUUUUUUUUUCGUUUCAAAGGUGUCUUAAUCGAGUGUCUUUAGCUAUGUUUCGAAAAAACUGGUCAGCAGUUUGAAUAUCAUCAGCUCUUUGUUUCGGCGGUUUUUAAAAUUUUUAAUUUAAGUUAUCUCAUUACUCAUCAUUACAGGCCUUCACAAGUCCACUGCUAGACAUAGGUCUCCUCCAAGAAAUGCCACAAAGCACGGUCCUGAGCCACCUGCAUCCAUCGACUUCUGGCAUGUCUUAAUGGGUCGUAAAUCCAUCUAGUGGGGGACCGCCUUACACUUCGCUCCCGGUACAAGGCUGCCACUUGAGAACCUUUUUCCCCAUCGGUUGUCGGUUCUUCGUGCUAUAUGGUCGUCCCUUUGCCAUUUCAGCUUACUAAUCCGUUGGGCUAUGUCGGUUACUCUGGUUCUACUGCGGAUAUCCUCAUUUCUAAGUUUAUCACGCAGAGUCACCUCGAGCAUAGCCCUCUCCAUAGCUCGCUGAGCGACCUUGAGCUUCCUCAUACGGCCAGCAGUGAAGGACCACGUCUCAGUUCCAUAAGUCAUCACUGGCAGCACGCACUGGUUGUACAGUCUCGUUUUCAAGUAUUGAUGUAUACCUGACAAGAAGAUGUGUCGUAAUUUACCGAACGCUGCCCAGCCGAUUUGAAUCCGUCGAAUGACCUCUUGGUCGAAGUUGGACUUACCUAGUCGGACUAUUUGUCCCAGGUAAACUCGUAGUAGGUACUCGUCAACAACUUUGAGCUUAGUGCUCCCAACAAAUACUGGCAUAGGUGUGACAUGGACGUUAUACAUGAUCUUUGUUUUGUCCAUGUUCAUCUUAAGACCUAUCCGUUGGGAGGCACUAUUGAGGUCAUUGAGCAUAGUGCUUAGGUUCUCCAGCGAUUCUGCCAUAAGGACUAUAUCGUCGGCAAAUCGAAGGUGAGUGAUGUACUCGCCAUUGGUGUUAAUAACGUAUCCUUUCCAGUCCAGUAGCUUAAAAACGUCUUCUAAAGCAGCGCUGAAGAGUUUCGGGGAUAUAACGUCACCCUGUGUUACACCUCUGCAGUUGGAUAGGUUUCCUGCUCUGGUUCUGUACUCGGAUAGCCGUGGUAGCCCUACUGCACAAACACUUCAGCACAUCGAUAUAGCGGCAGUCAAGUUGGCACCGCUGAAGGGACUGCAGCACCGCCCAAAUUUCGACGGAAUCAAAGGCUUUCUCAUAAUCCACACACGCCAGACAUAGUGGCAAAUUGUAUUCCUCGAACUUCUGUACAAUUUGCCGAAGGGGUAUGUAUGUGGUCUAUGGUGCUAAAGCCUUUUUGCGAACCAGCUUGUUCGGGAGGCUGGAAGUCGUCGAGUCUGCGUGCGAGACGAUUCGUAAUGACUCGAAAACAGCACGUAGACGUUGCUCAGAAGGGAAAUCGAUCAGUAGUUUUUCAAGAGAGCAUUGUCGCCUUUCUUGAAGAACUCUGGAAUAGUGCCACCACGGAGGACGGAAUUAAAGAGCUUCUGAAGGACUUCAAGUACCCGUUUUCCACCCGCUUUCAGAAGCUCCGCUGUAAUUCCAUCCUCAUCCGGGGACUUCCCGGUUUUUAAGGUCCUGGAAAGCCAUUUUAAUCUCGCUCCGACUGACGUCCGGGAUAUCAUCGGACUAGUGUCGGAUAAGACUUGCUCUUGGAUCGUUACUCACACAUGCGUGAUGUGUACAGCUGACAAUAGAACCUCUCAAUCUCUCCCAUAAUCUCAGGUAUCACGGAUACGUUGCUGCCACAUUCGGUCUUCAGCUUCGAUAGUUGGCUCUUUCUGACAGACAGAUCUCUGGCAAAGACUUUGGAGCCCUGGUUCCGAUCGAUCGCUUCUUCAAUACGAGCAGUAUUAAAGUUGCGUAAGUCCCGCCGCAUGCAUUUGGAGAUCUGUCUGUUCAAUUGCCUGUAUGCUGUCAAAUCUACUGUAGACUGCAGCUUCAUAUCCCGUCUAACAGCCAAGAGAUUAAGAGUGUGAUCGGAGAGUUUUGUGUUCUUCUGCAGCGUGUCUUGCAAAACUUAGCUCCGACCGCAUGGACAGUUUCCACGAGCUUGUCAUCAUAUGUUAUCUAACGAACGUUAAAUAAUUCAGGAAUUCAGGUAUGCAAUUGUGAAACUCUGAUGGGAAUCGUAACCGAUGGAAAACACUCGGCAACUACUUUAUGGUUUUUCUUUGUGAUAUGAUGUGAAUGAAAUUCUUCCAUCUAUCCAUCCGUCACAACUUAUCAAUCUGAACAUUCGCCAUCUCUUAGUGACAGAAUGUCUACCACAUAUAAAUGAGAUAUAUAAUACUAAAAAGACAUCGACUUAUAAUCAAUACGGUUAGAUUUAUUAUAAUUGAACGAAAUCAAACGUCAACGAAGUCAACUACGAUUCUCACUAAAAUUAUACAUCGCGCAGAGGUGCUGACUUAUCACUUUUUAAUCCGUCUCCAUACGGAGUUGUGUUGUUAUAAGUUUAGAUCAAUGGCUCGGUGGCGCAGUGGGUGACCGUUAGCCUACGGCGCUGUGAGCCGCGAGUUCGAAUCCCGCGGGAACACAGUAUUUGUAAGCUACGAAGUAUAUAACUGUACUAAAGGAAGAUAAGAACAAUCAAAGUUGAUAAACGAGCUUAAUUUGCAUGUAAUUGAUUUUAAGGCUAACCCAAACAAACAUGAAGAAAACAGUCAGCCGGCUUGGAGGCUGGCACGAGACAAACCGGAAUUAUACGAAAUUAUAAAAAAGCAUCUGGCACCAUACACGCUAUGUGAAGACGAAAUUAAAUCAGAACCCGAAGACGAAUACGAAUCGGCGGAUGACGGUGAGGCUUCUGGAAUCGGUCUGCCGGAGCUUGAUUUGUACGUGGAGGAUUUGUCAAGAGUGCUAGAUGCGACGGGUGCGUGGCGCGAACUAGCAGUGCGACUGCACUGCGACUCGCUGCUUUCCUGGUACUCUUCCUCGAGCAGCCCCACGCGCAUUUUGUUGACGCACCUCAAGGAGUAUGAUGAUGACAUUACUUCAAAAUCUUUAGCACUAAUUCUUGAAGACAUAGGCCAAAAAGACGCUGCAAAUAUUAUCAGGCGACAUAUAAGUUAAAAUCAUUUUGCUAUUAGGAAGUUUCACUUUAUAUUAGUUAUACUUUAAAAAAUUAUAAAUACUUUUUUAGCAUUGCAAAUUUUUACUUUAUGUAAUGUUCUAUAAAAAAAGCUGUCAAAAUUAUUUGCUCGAUUUUUAUAAAUAAUGCUCUUAAAUUUGAUCUCAUGGUGAUUUUUUACUGAUACGUUGACAGUUUAAUUUGAAAAUUAAAAAAAAUGUUGUAGUGCGUCAACAAUAUCUCGGUUAUACAUUUCCAUUAAUGAGUAUAAUAUAAUGAAUUUUAAUGUAUUAAUAUUUACUUUAAUUUAGGUUUGACAAGACCGAGGAUAUUGUUAAUUCUAAAUGUGAAUGUGUUGCAUUUAAAACUCUCACAUAGUUAAUAAUGUUUUUUGUUGUUCAUUGACUUGCAUCUGUACACUAUGCGGGUGGUACAUUUUCAUUCAUUCAUUACAAUUUAAUAAAUACCAAUGCUGAAUAUAGGGCCCCCAUUGAUUACCUCAUAAGGAGGAUAUUUGCCAUAGUUGCCACGCAUUAUUUCUUUGUUGUUAUUAAGAAUACUCUGUUCUCCUCCUGGUACGUUUCCCUCUAACCGUUAGAUAAUAAAAAAAUGGCGCAAUGGGCUUUCUAGUCUAACGUGUCUUACGCGACACCUAAUUGAUGAUAUGGAGUAGUGGAUAUUCUUAUACCGCCCCCACUACACUGUCUGAUGGAAUCAUAGAACAUAAUAAACCUAGCAAGCUAACAGCAUAGCAAAGUGGCGAAGCAAUCAGCUUUGUAGCGGUUUCUAACGGUUGCCGUUGAGCAAUCAGUUUCAAAAUAGGAGGUUCAGAUGCCUGGGUGAUCAGUAAUCGAUUGCUGAAAACAGAAUUUGAAAAUUCAAAACCGUUCUCGAGAUAAUCGUGGGACAGACGGACAGACAUCGUGAAAUCAAUAAGUGACUUCGCAAGCUUCGCCACUUAAUAAAUAUUUAAAAUUAAUAAUUUUGUACAGCCGACUUCAAUAUAAGUUAUUAAGAAUAACUCAAAACUAUUGGUCUGACCUUGAUCAAAUUUUUAGCAUUCAAAUAAAAAAAAGAAUCUUCGAAAUCGGAUCAUCCAGUAAAAAGUUAUGAGGCAACACACAUAAAAAAACAUACAGUCGAAUUGAGUACCGUCUUUUGGAAGUUGGCAGAUAAACCAAACGUAGUGAAAGAACUUUAUUUGCACUGGACUUUUAGGUUUAAAUGUAAUACGUAAUAUGAUUUUGUUUAAGUUUGUGGUUAUUAAAAAUUAAUCAAUAAUGUAUUAAAAUAUGAAUAUAUUUUCUGUUGAACUGUAUUUGGGGUGGAAAGGCGGAACAACAAUCAAAAAGUGAAUUCCGACUAUCCACCCCGUCUAUGACAGCUCCGUGCCGUAGUGAUUUUUUUUCCACAGAACAGAUUCUUGUUCCGGGGCUGGACGUUUGUCCUCGUGCAAUUUAUGUUUGUAAACUGCCUCCACGAUACAGUAG
Molecule: messenger RNA, 4895 nt
Organism: Parnassius mnemosyne (clouded apollo)
Lineage: Eukaryota; Metazoa; Arthropoda; Insecta; Lepidoptera; Papilionidae
Source: the annotation of a GenBank genome assembly